This is a messenger RNA of Anopheles coustani, 1749 nucleotides long. RefSeq names its product transmembrane protein 39A-B. NCBI's taxonomy places the organism in Eukaryota, Metazoa, Arthropoda, Insecta, Diptera, Culicidae. The transcript is spliced from 3 exons. Gene Ontology annotation, cellular component: membrane. The record is from RefSeq and is a predicted model, not a curated record. Bases 306 to 1652 code for a protein of 448 amino acids.
UGAAAGACAAACUGUUUUAGCUCAGCGAAGACUUGCGUUGAAAGAACCGAUGAAGAAAAUAUCUACCAAUUAACAUUCGUGUGGUGUAAAACAAAUGGUUAGAUUUUCAUUUUGCCGAUCGCUUGUUUUCUCUUAUUUACAAAACAGUGACGUUCUAUUUCCUGGCUUUUUAUAAACAUAGCAACUCGUGUUUUUGAGAAAGUCUGUCAAACGCAGCUUUUACAAAUCAUCGCAACGUGAAAAGGAGGUGAUGGAGAACAAUUCAAAAGUGUUGGUACAUAGAAGUUUAAAUUAGUGGUUCUACAAUGACCAUCGCAAGCAGAAAGUACCAACGGACAAAUUUUGCAACUACCGCAUCGAAUACCCUCCAGGGGUCUUACGGUGGGAGUGCCACUAACAAUGAUACAAACAAUGGACCAACCGGCAGUGGCGGUACUGGCGAGGACGAUGCCGAUUCCCUUUACGCACCGUUUCCGAAACAUGUGCCCUAUCCGAACGUGGACCACAGUUCCGAGCUGCUGCAUGAAUUCGUCAUUUUCUUCUCCACAAUCAUAGCGACCAUGACUCAGUUUAUGCAUCUGUACCGAACUGUUUGGUGGCUUCCAAAUUCCUACAACAGAAAGUCCAUGAAUUUCUAUUUGAUCGACAGUGAUCUGGCUAUUUUCAUAGACAUAAUGGUCAGUAGACGGCUGAUGUACUGUUUAAUACUGAAAUUCAUCGACGCCAACUGUCCCGAGCUAUACGUGGGCAUUAGCAAAAAGGUUGCCAAGUACACCUUUUUGACUUUCCUGGUGAUUUCCUCUGUUUUUUACGGGACACAAAUUUACCAAAAAACCAGUUAUUUUCAUCUGCUGGUGCUCUGUUACCCGUUGGUGCUGUACCUUGUGAUAUUUGGAGUCAACUUGGAGCAAUUUCUUCGCACAAUCGUCGACACGGAGCCGAACUGUAUCAACGGUAUGCCGCUGCACAGCUGCUCUUCGAAUGCGGCAUCUAUUCGGACGGAAAUAGAAGCCUUGAAAGCGGAUUUGAAUAAUCGCUUCAAGCAGGCCAUCUUCACGUCACUGCUGAAUGCAUACUACGCUGGACUGGUGCCGUGCGUGUUGGCAUCGAAGCAUUUGUACUACAACAAAUUUUGGACAACGCAGCAUCUCGUGUGCGUGUUUAUCGGAGGAUUUACCAUGUGCAUAACGUACUGCUUUCCGAUGCGAUACUGUGACGUUUUCCAUCGCGCUGCCCUGCACCUUGGCCAGUGGAAUCGAGUGAACAGCCGAGCGACCAGUUUUGCCACAGUAACUUGGUCGAAAACGGGCAUAUUCCCGUACGGAACUUACGUGCGUCAUCUUGGAGAAGUGUACCGAGCGGUUGGUAGUUGUACUUCAGCCAUACCGGCCAACAACAGCCAUUAUAGAUUUUACGCAAUAUUCCGCAAUCCCAUAAUCAUAUACUUAGUGCUGUUUGUAGUGCAAAUGUUCAUGAUUGUCGUACAGUUGGCUAUGCUUGUCAUGUCCCGAGAAUGGCAAAAUGGUCUAUCAAUAGGCUUCGUGCUGCUGACAAACCUCUUCACAUUGUUCCGGAUUGCUCGGGAUUAUUUCAUCGCUCGCAGGGUGUACGCUAGCGAGAUGAUAUCACACUCAAAGCUAAAAGCACACUAGUGUUUUGUAUUGCGAAACUCAGUACUUGAGAAACUAAGUUUUAUAUUUAAAGAUUCAAAUAUAAUCUAAAGCAAACUACUACCAACAAUGUGUUGCA